AUGAGGCUUUAGCAGGAAACCGGCGUGGCAUUUACCUUUGUCCCUAAUUUACAUCCAAUCACCUCACUCAUCCUCGCCGGGUGACCAUCAGCAAAGACGACAACCCCACCCACGAUAGCGAUAACUCCUUCCCAGGAUCCUCUAGCGCAGCUCCGAAAGACGCAGCUUCCGCUCACCGCUGCUUCGUUCCCCACCGCCUCCUCUAUGCCUGUGAUUUCCCUCUUCUUCUUCCUCUCAUACCCCCGGAUUUUGGGCAUUUUGCUCAUCCGAGUGGCAUUUGUCCUCAGGUUUCUACGACGAAUUUACCUUCAACCUCUCUCGCUGUGAACUCUUUUGUACCACCCUCACCUUGUCUGGUCUUUCUUUGCUGAGAUUUUCCUUUUUCAAUUAUUACAUUUACAUUUCCUUCUUGAUAUCUCGUAAAUAGCUGAUUCCGACAAUGUCAAAUGUUGAUAUAACCAACGAUGGCUUCAUCGGGCUUGACUACGACUCGAGAAGUUACAUCCAGCCUCAGUCAUGGCCCGUGGCGGUGGACCAUCAGAGCUCCCAGCGAACGGAGGGAUCGCGAGACAUCUCUAGCGGUCACGCUUAUGAACAGUCGGUAGCUCAGGAUCCCAACCUGAUGGUCGACUGGCACUUCCAACAGCUGCAACCCCACCUUCAGUACACUCAGGAGGAUCAUUCGUCGGCUCAGCAAUAUACGACUUCAAGCUAUGGGAUGCCCAUCCAUUCGUCUCCUGUGGAUGUCAUGGCUCCGCCCCAGGGCCAGAUGAGCUCCGGUCUUUUGGAAAGUUCUUAUAUGCCACUACCUGCGCCAGUCGACAUGGUUCCAUUUGGCUACCAGGAUCUCCAAACUGAGCUGAUGUCUUUCCCGGAUGGCCUGCCAGAUUUAUCAUCCUACGCUGCACCACGCAACUUGAUUGGUAGCAGUUCCCCCACGGACACUUACUUGGAAGUACGGUCAUUGUCGAGUAGCGAUAACGGCUGGAGCGCCAUUGAACCCCGUCACUCUCACGAAUUCAUGUUCCCCGAUCAGGGCAUCUUUAUCAAUCCCACGCAAACGUUGCACGACCGGAGCCUUUCUGAGUCAUCCUACUCAACUUCCUACGGCAGUUUUGUUGACAUCUCCAAUCCAGUCAACUCGCCCACCUCUGAUCUUAACUUCGAGUCUGCUUUCAGCAUGCCGAGACGGGUCUCCUACGAUCACACUUCCCACGGCUCCCGAUCCCCUACCGCAGUCAGCCCUGUAGCAAUUGUGCGACCUAUUCCUGUUCCCUCCAAGAAGUCCACUUCGCCCACCAGGUCUGCUGGAUCACAGGCGUCAUCCUCAUCGCCGCCCAGUAGGAAACCAUCGCGCAAAAGCCCAAUCGCUGCGAAGACUGCGGAGACAAAGAUCCGCAAGCAAUCGCAAGCUGGAAAGCCGGAAGGCGAGAAACGUGUUGGAAAGCGAAAGGGCCCGCUCAAGCCGGACCAGAGAAAGCAAGCCAGCGAAAUUCGCAAGUUGAGAGCAUGCCUGCGUUGCAAAUUCUUGAAAAAGACUUGUGAUAAAGGCGAGCCCUGUGCCGGUUGUCAACCCUCGCAUGCUAGAUUAUGGCAAGUUCCUUGCACAAGAAUCGACAUCAAGGAAAUUGGGUACUUCAUGAAGGAUUGGAAAGCGGACUACGAGCGUCAUAUUACUCUCGGAUUUUCGGUCGGAAACAUCAAGGGUUUCUCAGAGCACGAAAGGACCUUGUUCAUCACCCAUGGUUAUGGUCAGAUUCUUCCCAUUAACGCCCGGGAGGUCUACGUCCGGGAUGAUCAAUGCUUUAGUGUCGACUGGGUCGAAUCGAUGCACCGAGAACCCACCCAGUACGAGGUCGAGACCGCCAAACUAUCUGCUGGUAUGGAAGGUAUAUCACAUGCCAUGUUGUCCGAUUAUCUUGACCGCCACAUUGAUGGCAAUGGUACUUUUGAGAAGUUUGUGGACGACUACUUCGAGGGUACACCAUUCCUGACGCAGAUGCUCAAGACUGCCUUCCGGUAUUACUUCCGCACCAAGCUACCUGUGAUCCGUAAAGCGUUGAAGCUCAUCAUCGCCUACAACCUGACUCUCCAUGUCACAAUGGUGGAGGGUAUAGGUGAAGAAGAUGGCUUCCUUGGCAAGAUUGAGGACCCAUCAUCGAAGUUCAAGGGCAAGAUCAUGGCGCCUGUCAUGAUCAAUUUCCAGAUCAAGUGUGCCAUGGCUAAUAUGUGGCGCGAGCUGCAGAAGGAUGUCCUCGAAGAGCUGUCGAGUCUUUACUCAAGCGUGUAUAGUGGGGAGAAACUGAAGAACUGGCCUACGAUCUUCAUUUUAGCAUGCAUCCUGUUGGCAGUGUGGGAGGAAAUGCAAUUCGACUGCCAUUACCGCACACCGGACCCUGCCGCUGUGGAGAAGUUCUGCAAUGAUAUGGAGAAUAUCCCUGUCGGAGUCAUCGUUGGCUUGUUCCAGGCAAUUUCGCAGAAACUCCCCGCUUUCACUGAUUGGGAAACACAGAAGCACCACCACUUGCUGUUUUCGAAUCCAGAUGUUUGCAACACCAUGACCGAGGUUCGCGAACAUGUAAAGCAAUACGAGAGCUAUCUGAGAAGCCGCUCGAAUUCGAAAUUCGACCGCAAUGACUUUGAUUGCUUGUCGAACAAAUUCAUUUCAAGACUUGUGGUUCGCGCAAAUUAAGAUGACGAGAUAUGAGGAUGAAAAACCACGACCUACAAUCGACUCAAAUGUGUUACGGCUGAGCCAGCGCAGUACAACCCCAUAUGAGACAUGUCGACCUUGAUGUUUACGAGACUCGCCUGAAGCGAAAGCGACUAUCACUCUUUUCGCAUUUGUGUCUUAUUUACGGCCGCUUUCCUGCU
Messenger RNA from Aspergillus novofumigatus IBT 16806, 2874 nucleotides. Its product is annotated as Zn(II)2Cys6 transcription factor domain-containing protein. Gene Ontology annotation, biological process: regulation of DNA-templated transcription. The transcript is spliced from 4 exons. Lineage: Eukaryota; Fungi; Ascomycota; Eurotiomycetes; Eurotiales; Aspergillaceae. Gene Ontology annotation, molecular function: DNA-binding transcription factor activity, RNA polymerase II-specific; zinc ion binding. The coding region runs from base 440 to 2692 and encodes 750 amino acids. The record is from RefSeq and is a predicted model, not a curated record.